CCAUCCCUCAAGCAACUCAAGAUCGUUUUUAGCAUUCCUUCACCAACAAUCAAGAAAUGGCAGAAGGCAUUCUCUUCGACAUUGCUGCACGAAUCAUUGAGAGCUUGGGAUCCCUGGCUCUCAAAGAGAUUGGCUUGCUCUGGGGCGUCACAGAUGAACUUCAAAAGCUCAAGAACACCGUUUCGACAAUCCAAGCCGUGCUUCUUGAUGCUGAGGAGCAAUGGGCAGUGAACAACCAUGAGGUUAAAGAUUGGCUUGAAAAGCUUAAGGAUGUCGUUUAUGAUGUAGACGACUUGCUGGAUGGUUUCUCCACUGAAUGUCUGUUGCGAGAGAUGAUGACUCGGGACAAGAUGGCAAAAAAGGAGAGUAGUAAGGAGGAGGAAGAAGAGCAAAGGGAAGAAAUAUAGGAGGCCGCAAUGUUGAGGCUAUGUAAUUUCACGACAACAAUUUGAACAGGGCCAGCAUGUUUCUUAGCAUGGAAAGUGAUGGUAAUUUGAUUUUUGCUGAACUUGGGAUGAUACUGAUCAUUCUUUUGUA
This is a messenger RNA of Juglans regia (Persian walnut), 537 nucleotides long. RefSeq names its product disease resistance protein RGA2-like. The record is from RefSeq and is a predicted model, not a curated record. The transcript has 2 exons. NCBI's taxonomy places the organism in Eukaryota, Viridiplantae, Streptophyta, Magnoliopsida, Fagales, Juglandaceae. The coding region runs from base 57 to 407 and encodes 116 amino acids.